CGUUACCCUAGAAUGUAGCAAUGAAACCUCCACCAAGUCUGGAUCUUCGAGCAGCGGAAAUGCAACUAGUGUCUGGGCAUCUCACGAGCAGACUGUGCCGCUGAGUGCCGUAGAAGAACAAGUUGAAGAAACCAACCAUGUGACCACAGGAUGCAACAGUCGGGCUGAUGAAAGUAUCCAUCUUUCUUCCGCACCUUUAAACCCAUAUGAUAAAGAUGUACAAAAUGCCUUCAUGGCUCACUUGGAAGUCCCCCCAGAAGACCAUCCGGGGUUCAGUUACUUGGACCACAAUGUGCCACCGUUGCGUCCCGGCAGAAGCAUUACGAUUGGCAGUCAAGGUGACCAGUAUUAUGUGUCAAAGCAGGUGGGCCAAGGGGCAUACGGCAAAGUGUACCACGCAAAAUUGCUUCCAGAGGAUGCUGUCACAGACGUAGUUCUGAAGGUGGUCAAGCUAUGUGAUAAUUUGUGGGAGUUCUGCAUCAUGGCAGAACUAGCGGCGCGACUAACUGCUUCAGAGUUGCCAUCUGUGACCAGGUCAGUGGCUUGUGCUUACGUUGGAGCCUUCUACAAGAAUGGUAGCGUCCUGGUCAUGCCCUACUGCCAAUAUGGGACACUGCUUGACCUGGUCAACGUGUUCAAGCAUCGUGGAGAGUCAGUCCCAGAGUGCCUCGUGCUGUACUUUACACUCGAGAUGCUGAUAGUGCUUGCAAAAAUACACAGCGUCCAGAUCAUUCAUGGAGACGUGAAACCUGACAACAUUCUGAUAGUGGACUUGUAA
Ornithodoros turicata is the source of this 778-nucleotide messenger RNA. Its product is annotated as mitotic checkpoint serine/threonine-protein kinase BUB1-like. Gene Ontology annotation, cellular component: nucleus. Gene Ontology annotation, molecular function: ATP binding; protein kinase activity. The transcript has 6 exons. The record is from RefSeq and is a predicted model, not a curated record. NCBI's taxonomy places the organism in Eukaryota, Metazoa, Arthropoda, Arachnida, Ixodida, Argasidae. The annotation marks the transcript as partial. Gene Ontology annotation, biological process: mitotic spindle assembly checkpoint signaling; meiotic sister chromatid cohesion, centromeric; protein phosphorylation.